AUGGGUAGUGGUGAUUUAAACUUAUUGAAAUCUUGGAAUCCAAAAUUAGUCAAAAAUAGAGAAAAAGUCUGGAUUAAAGAACAAGAGCUAUUAAAAGAAAAUGAAAUUUUAAAGCAAAAACAACUAGAGAUUACAAAAGAAAGAGAAUUAGAUUCUUUAGUGGAUCCACAUCAUAAGCAUAAAAAUUCAAAAAAAAAUGGACUAGAAUGGAUGUAUUCUGACCCAACUCAUAAUGAAGAUUAUUUGUUAGGUAAAAAAAGUUUAGACUCCAGUGUGAUUUCAAAAAAUAACUUAAAGAAUGAUUCAAAAGUAGAUUCAAAGAUUGAUUCAGAGCAAACUAAAAAAUUCGAUUAUUCAAAUGAUGAUCCAAUGUCAAAAUUUAAAAUUGCAAAAAAAAGACAUAUAAUUCAGACUAAAGAAAAAAUCAGUAAACCAACAUCACCCCUUUAA
Messenger RNA from Vanderwaltozyma polyspora DSM 70294, 450 nucleotides. RefSeq names its product U2-type spliceosomal complex subunit CWC25 (gene CWC25). The coding region runs from base 1 to 450 and encodes 149 amino acids. Gene Ontology annotation, cellular component: U2-type spliceosomal complex. Gene Ontology annotation, biological process: mRNA splicing, via spliceosome. The record is from RefSeq and is a predicted model, not a curated record. NCBI's taxonomy places the organism in Eukaryota, Fungi, Ascomycota, Saccharomycetes, Saccharomycetales, Saccharomycetaceae. The transcript has a single exon.